Cucurbita moschata (crookneck pumpkin) is the source of this 2095-nucleotide messenger RNA. Its product is annotated as replication protein A 70 kDa DNA-binding subunit B-like. Gene Ontology annotation, cellular component: DNA replication factor A complex; nucleus. Lineage: Eukaryota; Viridiplantae; Streptophyta; Magnoliopsida; Cucurbitales; Cucurbitaceae. The record is from RefSeq and is a predicted model, not a curated record. The transcript is spliced from 11 exons. Gene Ontology annotation, molecular function: damaged DNA binding; single-stranded telomeric DNA binding. Gene Ontology annotation, biological process: DNA replication; double-strand break repair via homologous recombination; nucleotide-excision repair. Bases 84 to 1955 code for a protein of 623 amino acids.
UCUUCUUCUUCUUCUUGUUCAUCCUCUCGCUGAAUCUCUCUCAAAUUUCUGACCUAGCUUUUCCUAUCCCAUAUCGUCGAGAAAUGGCGAAUGCACCUACCCCAGGCGGGAUUUCCAAGAUCUUGGCGAAUCCAUCCCCGGAUUCCGCCUCCGAUGUCCCUCAGGUUGUGCUUCAGGUCCUCGAUCUCAAGGCGACGGGAAAUCGCUACAUGUUUACUGCUGCCGAUGGGGAUAUGAAGCUAAAAUCCAUUCUUCCUUCAAACCUUACAUCAGAGGUCAUAUCUGGAAACAUUCAAAAUCUGGGUCUUAUUCGCGUUCUUGAUUAUUCUCUCAAUGACAUUCCGAACAAGCCAGAAAAGUAUCUAAUCGUGACAAAAUGUGAGGUGGUGUCUUCUGCUCUAGAGAAGGAGGUAAAAUUUGAGGUUAAGAAAGAGGAAGCAGAUAUUGUUUUGAAACCCAAGCAAGAGUUAGACGAUAAGAGUGCGGUUAAUACUGGAUCUGGCAUUCUUUUAAAACCAAAGCAAGAAUUGGUUGCCAAAUCAGCUGCCCAGAUUGUACAUGAGCAGAGUACAAAUAUGGCACCAUCUGCACGGAUGUCCAUGACAAGGCGGGUUCAUCCGCUUGUCUACUUAAAUCCGUACCAGGGAGAUUGGACUAUCAAAGUUCGUGUUACAGACAAGGGAAAUCUGCGUACAUACAAGAAUGCUCAGGGAGAAGGUUGUGUUUUCAAUGUGGUGUUGACAGAUGAAGAUGGGACACAAAUACAAGCAACGAUGUUCAAUGAAGCUGCAAGAAAGUUCUAUGAGAAGUUUUCCCUUGGCAAAGUUUACUACGUUUCCAGGGGAACUUUGAAAGUUGCAAAUAAAAAAUUUAAGACAGUUCAAAAUGAUUAUGAAAUGACAUUAAAUGUGAAUUCUCAAGUAGACGAGGUCACCAACGAAGCUGCUUUCGUCCCUGAAACCAAGUUCAAUUUUGUCAAGAUUGAUAUGUUAGGUCCUCACGUGAAUGGAAGAGAUCUUGUUGAUGUUGUUGGAGUUGUACAAAGUGUUUCUCCUACCAUGAGCAUUAGAAGGAAAAUCAACAAUGAGACAGCUCCAAAACGUGAUGUAACUAUUGCUGAUGAGACAAAGAAGACUGUUGUGGUAUCUUUGUGGAAUGAUCUUGCUACCACCGUGGGGCAGGAGUUGCUUGACAUUGUUGAUCAAUCUCCCAUAAUUGCAUUGAAGUAUCUUAGAGUCGGAGAUUUUCAAGGUGUAUCUUUGUCAACUAUAAGUAGGAGCUCAAUUUUAAUAAAUCCAGACAUAAAGGAAGCACAUCAAUUGAGAUCAUGGUACGACUCUGAAGGAAAAGCCAUAUCCAUGGCUUCUGUCAGCUCUGGCAUGAGCCCCUCAUCCAAAAGUGGGUCGAGAUCCAUGUACACUGACCGGGUCUCCCUGUCUCAUAUACUCCAAAACAAAUCUUUGGGAGAAGAAAAGCCAAUGUUCUUCAGCAUAAGAGCAUAUGUCAGCUUUAUUAAACCUGAUCAAACAAUGUGGUAUCGGGCUUGUAAGACAUGCAACAAGAAGGUGACCGAUGCCAUUGGAUCUGGAUAUUGGUGCGAAAGCUGCCAGAAAAACGACGAAGAAUGCAGCUUAAGGUACAUAAUGGUCGUAAGAGUUUCUGAUGCCAGUUGUGAGGCUUGGCUCUCCACAUUCAAUGCGGAAGCGGAGAGGAUUGUUGGGUGCACUGCCGAAGAACUUGACGGGCUCAAAUCACAGAUUGGAGAGGAGGCUUCAUAUCAGCUGAAACUCAAAGAAGCCACUUGGGUUCCACAUUUAUUUCGAGUUAGUGUCUCUCAGAAUGAGUACAACAAUGAGAAGAGGCAAAGGAUCACUGUCAGGUCCGUCGCUCCAGUUGACUUCGCUGCGGAGUCCAGAUUUUUGCUUGAAGAAAUAGCAAAGAUGAAAGCUUCGUAGGGGGGGUUUACUUUAGGACUUUGGUAGAAAUUGUAAAUUAAAUCACCAAUUAACAGUCGUUUGGGUUUUUCUUUUGUCUAGUGACAAUGGGGGAAUGUUUUGUUUAUCAUAUCAUAUCAAUUCAAGGAUGCUUUUGCGUA